Zingiber officinale is the source of this 1396-nucleotide messenger RNA. RefSeq names its product protein RETICULATA-RELATED 3, chloroplastic-like. Bases 51 to 1136 code for a protein of 361 amino acids. NCBI's taxonomy places the organism in Eukaryota, Viridiplantae, Streptophyta, Magnoliopsida, Zingiberales, Zingiberaceae. The transcript has a single exon. The record is from RefSeq and is a predicted model, not a curated record.
GCACCUCUCUCUUUGUUUCGCACACAUCUACAGCAAGAAUCCGAUCUGCCAUGGCGGCCCAGCUUCGGUGGUCCGCUCUCAAUCAACGCGUCGACGACCACUCCGGCGUUCACCGUCUUCCUUCCCUCCCCUCCCUUCCUCGUCGCAUCUGUGCCACCACCUACCUUUCUCCUUCCUUAUGCUCCCUCCGCUUCACUUCCUCAAGCCCUAACCUUCCCCGUGCUCUCUCCUCUUCCGAUCUCCCCUUCUCUGGAGGAGGUUCUGGAGGAACCACCGGCGGAGGCGGUGGUGGCGGAUCGGGCCCGGAAGGAACUCCCGGCGACCAUUACGAUGAGCAGCGCUCUGGCUCUUCUAGCUUGCUCGGCCUCUUCCUCGAAGGUUGGCGGGCUAGGGUUUCGGUGGAUCCCCAGUUUCCCUUCAAGGUCCUUAUGGAGGAGCUGGUCGGUGUGAGCGCAUGCGUCCUCGGCGACAUGUCUUCACGCCCCAACUUCGGCCUCAACGAGCUCGACUUCGUCUUCUCCACCCUUGUUGUGGGGUCCAUCCUCAACUUCGUUCUGAUGUACCUCCUCGCCCCUGCCUCCGCCUCUCCUGCUGCUUCAUCUUCCCUCCCCGGAGUGUUUGCUUCCUGCCCCACUGGCCAUAUGUUCGAGCCGGGGUCUUACUCGCUGUUAUCACGUCUCGGCACUUUGGUUUACAAAGGCGCGACCUUUGCGGCUGUAGGUUUUGCCGCUGGGCUUGUAGGAACAGCGAUCUCAAACGGAUUGAUCGCUUUGCGCAAGAGGAUGGAUCCAAAUUUUGAGGUUCCCAACAAACCCCCGCCUACGCUACUGAACGCUGGCACCUGGGCUUUACACAUGGGUUUGAGCAGUAAUUUCCGUUACCAAACUCUGAACGGUUUAGAAUCUGUAGUGGAAAAAGUAUUGCCACCAGUAGGAUUUAAGACAUCGGUGCUGGUUUUGAGGUGCUUGAAUAAUGUGUUUGGGGGGAUGUCGUUUGUAUUGCUUGCGAGGCUGACAGGGUCACAGAAGGUAGAAGCAGAGAAGCAAGAAGACAAGCAAAGGCUGAUUGAUAACGGUGUCCCUGCAGUUUCUGAGGUUGAAGAUGCUGAUUUGCAGAGGAGUGAGUCAAGUAAGUGAUGGGUAUAGUGGUUUUCUGUCAAAGAAUGGGGAAAUGCGCAAUAUCUUAAGAAGAAAUAGAACAGAACUUCGGAUGUAUUAGUAGUGAGCUUAGUAGUUUCACUUUGUUAAUCCUCAGAGUAGGUGCUACUUCUUUUCUAUAUUGAAUGAAUAACUAGGAUUAUGGGUUUCUCACGUUCUUUCCCUCAUAAACUCUUUUAGCUGUUGUUUGCUAAUCUUUCAAAAAGAAGCAUCUCAUGGUCUCAUGAUAUGUACAGAGA